This is a messenger RNA of Eupeodes corollae, 4801 nucleotides long. RefSeq names its product protein O-mannosyl-transferase TMTC2 (gene Tmtc2). The coding region runs from base 871 to 3798 and encodes 975 amino acids. Gene Ontology annotation, cellular component: endoplasmic reticulum membrane. The transcript has 11 exons. NCBI's taxonomy places the organism in Eukaryota, Metazoa, Arthropoda, Insecta, Diptera, Syrphidae. Gene Ontology annotation, biological process: protein O-linked glycosylation via mannose. The record is from RefSeq and is a predicted model, not a curated record. Gene Ontology annotation, molecular function: protein binding; mannosyltransferase activity.
GAGUCAGUCGUCGUGAUACCAUUGAAUCCAGAGCAAGGGUCGUUUCGAAAAUUCGCCCCUAAUCACAACAACAACAACUAGCUCACAAAAAUUAUACAGAAUAGAUAUUUUUCCAAAAUAAAGAAAAAAAGUAUCUAUUGUGUUUCUCUAUCGUUUAUCUUUUUGUUAGUUUAGUUUAUCUGUUCUUCGGUUAUUUAUACAUGUGAAUCCUUAACUAAGUUAAAUUUUUGGAUUGCAUUUCCACCUAACGGUGCAUCGUCACCCCUAUUAGCCGGUCCUGCUGAGUGCUGAUUGACUCUUUUUCCGUUUAUGGGUACCUACAAAGGACCCAGAAUUGUGUUUUUCUCGUCCUUUUUUUUUUUUUUGCUGUUGGUGGUUUUGUUUUCAAUCGCGUUCUGAUUUUUCGUGAGGAGUAGGUUUUCACGAAUUUUCCUCAAGUCUGAAAGUUCGAUAGUGGAUUCGUGUGACAGAUGUGCCGUCGAAGACGACGACGACGAAUUUUCGACACGGUGUCGAAUUAAGUUUAUUUUGAGUGUGAGAGUGAGAGCACUGUGAAAAUCCCUGUUAACGAAAAUAUGUAAAUUUAGUGUGUAUUCAGUUUCGCAUGAAAAAGAAGAGAAGGAGAAAGAAUGUAAAGAAUAUAACCAACCAUUCGAGCAACCAAAAAUAAAAUCUAAAGAAAAAUAGUGGAAGUGAAAAAUCAUCUAAUACUGGAAAUAUUCAAUCCCAAUGUUUGUGAGAAAGUGUUGAAAAAUUCAAAAAGAGAAAAUAUUGUGCACAAAGUGAUGAAAAAUCAAAGAAAAAUUAAGUCCUCGAGGCCAAAUCCGCACCGAAAAGUGUAAUGCAAAUUGUCGAAAUUGUCAGAGCAGAAUGUGGAUUAGGAAUUUAGCCGAGGGGUUCCGCAACAAGUCAAGCAUGGAUUACACAAGCUUGGGUUGCUGCGCGUUAGCCUUUGUUUUGUACAUAAACACCCUCAACUUUGGAUUCGUCUACGAUGACAGACGUGCCAUCUUGGGAAAUACAGAUGUAGCUGGAACCACCCCUUGGCAACAAGCCUUCCUCCACGACUACUGGGGCACACCACUGACGGAUACGGGAUCGCACGGCUCCUACCGUCCAUUGUGUGUGUUAAGUUUUAAGUUGAACUACAUCCUGGGCGGUUAUACCCCGUGGGGCUACCAUCUAAUUAACAACUUAAUGCAUUGUCUGGCCACCGGGCUGGUGGUAAAAUUGGCCCGAAACUUCCUCUCGUCGAUGUGGGGCAUUGUGGCAACGGGUGCACUGUUCGCAGCCCACCCCGUUCACACGGAGGCAGUGGCCGGGAUUGUUGGUCGGGCCGAUCUCGCAGCCUGCAUAUUAUACCUGCUAACUUAUUUAACAUACAUUCGGCACAUUAUGUGGCGCGAGAGAAACGACAGCCGCCAGUGGCUGGCCAUCAUCCUCACCGUAGUUUUGUCGCUGUGUGCUUUGCUAUUCAAGGAGACUGCCAUAACAGCGCUCCUUGUUUGCGGUGUAUUCGAUGUCAUCAGGGGAUUAUGCGGAUUCGGGGAUAAGAAUCGCUGUCGUUCGCUGGGUAUCCUGGCAGUUGCUUUGGUGUGUACUGUUUAUGUACGUCUACAGGUGCUGCCUCGACCGCAAAGCUAUUUUUCAACAGCAGACAAUCCAAUAGCGAAAUCAAAUUCGUUGUGGACACGUUUUCUGACGUUCCUCUAUCUGCCUGUUUUCAACUUCAAGCUGCUCGUGAAUCCUACGGUGCUUAGUUUCGAUUGGGGUAUGGAUGCUGUGCCACGGAUAACAUCGCUUUGGGACAGACGCAACGUGUUGAGUGCGGGAUUUUACACCAUUCUGGUCCUGGUCCUGUGGCUAAGCACAAAGAGGCUGGCAGAAAGGCAGAUAUCCGCCGGAACACAUCGCUACAAGAGACCACUUUUGCACCAACAGCACCAAUACCACCACCAUAGGAAAUCCAGGACGAAGAAAAAGUACACGAUAAUAAAUCAAAACCCCAUCGAUGGGCUGCUCCCAGCAUACACGCCCUGUGUGGAGGUUUCAUCGGCCUCGGCCCUGGUGCUCAAGAAGGACUGCAUUUGUAGGAUAUGCAAGCAGGAGCUCACAGCUCGCCACACCAGUUCGUGCAGAGCCAUUAACAACAACAAUUCCGUGUUGCCGACGUCGUCGGCUACGGCGACAACGACAACGGGGGCCUUCAGUGACUGUGCUUGCUCCGAACUUUUGCUGGACAGGAUGGACAUGGUCCAGCAGCAGCAACAUUCUAAAACGGACGUAGACGCCUCACAAAACAACUGCCGCAUAACACCGCGCAGCAGCCGAAGCAGCAGCAGUUGCAGCAACAGCACAACGGCCAGUAGCAAGAGCUCGAGCAGUGCAGCUAGCAGCUGCACUCUGACCAGUAGCUUCAAUGUAAAUAGUAAUUGUCAGAACCUUCUUAUUAGCAGCAAUCCGGCAACAUACAACGCGGUUGUCCUGCUGAUGGUGCUGGCUUUCAUCACGCUUCCAUUUCUACCUGCAACGAAUUUAUUUUUUUACGUCGGCUUUGUGGUGGCCGAACGGCUGUUAUAUCUCCCCAGUGUCGGGUAUUGCCUGUUAGUUGGUUUUGGCAUCGGUAAGCUUAUGGAGCCGCUUAGGCAUCAGCGGAACAAAAGGAUAGCUGUGCUUCUGUGUUUGAGUUUGACAUUGAGUGUGCUCAGUGUCCGGACGGUGAGGCGCAACUUGGAUUGGAGAGACGAGGAGAGCCUGUACAGGAGUGCAAUAGGUGUUAAUCCACCAAAAGCGCUCGGAAAUUUGGGAAGUGUCCUUAGCUCGCAAGCGCGGUAUGCCGAAGCGAAAGAAGUGCUCCUAGAGGCAAUUAAGCAUAGGCCAAAUAUGGCUGAUGUCCACUUUAAUCUAGGAAUUCUGCAUCAAAAUCAGCAGAACUUUAAAAAUGCAGUAGAGAAUUUCCAGAGGGCGAUACAAUUUCGUCCCAAUCUGGCAGUUGCUUAUCUGAAUCUGGGAACAUCGCUGAUAGCCAUGGGCAAGUGUCAUGAAGCAGUUAAAGUGUUGCAAGAGGGAACAAAAACUGAUGGUACCGGGGUCAGAGACCGGGCUGCUCACGAAAAUGCACGCAUGUCGGCAUACCUUCAAUUGGGAAACUUGUAUGCCGAACAGGGAAAGUUGCAACGUGCUUUGGCUGUUUAUAGGGAAGCGAUGCAUUCACUUCCGGCGUACUUUCAGCGAGAGGUGCUCUAUCAUAGAAUAGGUGAUGUGCUUGGUCGCUUACAGCAAUGGGACGAGGCGGAAAAAUAUCACAGAGCUGCGCUACGAAUCCAACCGGAUCACGUAGCCGCACAUUUGUCGUAUGGAAACAUGCUUGCUAGAAAUAGCAGCAGAGCAUCAGAAGCUGAGCUGUGGUUUAAAAGAGCAUUGCAACUGGCUCCCGAUCAAUCUGGAGUAUAUCAUCACUAUGCGGAAUUUCUGUCAGGACUAACACGAGGAGAAGAAGCUUUGUACUAUCGGCUGAGAGCCGCUGAGUUAUCACCUAAUGAUUAUUCCCUCGUAGUGGCAGUUGCAACAGCCUUAAGACUCUUAGAUAGGAAAAUUGAAGCAGAAGCGUGGUAUCGAAAAGCAGUAAUGCUACGACCAGAUGACGCGCGAGCGCACACAAACUUAGGAGCCAUAUUGCACUUGUUAGGACGCACAAAUAACGCUGCGGUUAGUUAUAAGGAAGCCUUAAGACUGCAGCCCGGUGAUCCAACCACAUUGGGAAAUCUAGCCAAGCUCGGCAUAACCGAAGUGAAAUAAUAUCCACUCUUAAAUCAUUUAAACAAUAAAAUUAUUUUAAACUGCUCCCAUUACACCUACAAACCUACAACAGAAACAAAAUACACUAUAAACAUAACUAUCAUCAUCUCUAAACAUCAGCAAACUAUCAGCGUUGUAUAGUCCUUAUAAAUUAACAAAAAAAUAAAAUCCAAACAAAAUAUGACAAAAAAUAUAUGAAUCUCACGCCGCGCAACAAAAAUAUCACAUAUUCCAUUGCCAGAGGAUAUAAUUACAUCGUACAUGGCACAGCCAGGACGACCUCUUACGUGACGACUUAAGCGAACAAUAAAUUCAAUUAUUAUUAACGAUAUUUUAGUAAAUACGAUAUAAAAAAAGGAAUUUACUUAUGGUUAUUGUAUAUAGUAUUUGGAAAUAAACAAAAUAAAGAAAAAAACGGGGCAGAAGGAGGUCCAGGGCCGACCUCCUUGAGGAAGGACCUACCAACCUUAUACAUAAUAUUAUUGUUGUAAAUGCCAUGUAAAUAACUUGUAGAUAUUAAAUGAUAAUAAUAACAAUGGAACAAAAACAAAAAAAUAUGAGAACCCAACAAAUGUCCUAUAUUUGUGUAUUUUUAUAAAAAUAAAUGAAACUGUCGGUAAAAAUUAUUGAGAAAUGAACUUAAAUUGUUUGCAUGCGAUAUGUCAUCUUCACACACCACACAAAACCAAAAUAUUGAUUUUUGUUUUCUAAACCCUCUCAGUUUUCAUUCGUUGUUGACUUCCUCCCUCAGGAAAACACGUUUAAGUGUAAAAAUAAUAAAAAUAAUAAUAUUAUUAAAAAGAAUGUAUUAUUAUAAUUAAAAGGUCCUUCCUCCCUAACAAACGGAGUGAUGUGAAGAAUUUUGUUUUACUAGCCAGAAAGUUUUGUUUUUCUUUUUUGAUUUUAAUUCUUUAUUUUCUAUUAUUUAUGUUAUUUAAAGAAAUUAUAAGAAAAGUUAAAAAUAAAAUAUAUAUAUAUACAUAUAUACCAUGCAAAAUUAUAA